This is a messenger RNA of Microdochium trichocladiopsis, 550 nucleotides long. RefSeq lists its product as uncharacterized. Lineage: Eukaryota; Fungi; Ascomycota; Sordariomycetes; Xylariales; Microdochiaceae. The record is from RefSeq and is a predicted model, not a curated record. The transcript has 4 exons. The coding region runs from base 1 to 522 and encodes 173 amino acids.
AUGGGUCAUAAACUCUUCUUGGCCCUCUUUGUUUUCGUACUUUCACUGUCUAAGGGUCUUUGUAACACCUAUCAACAUAACCUCUUCGAACUUUGUGACGGCAUACGCGUGCAUAGUACACAGUCUUCAGGUGCCUUCUCUGGGUCUGUUAUCAUAGGUGCAAACUGCCAUCUGUGGCCCAAUUCAUCAAGCGUAGCAUACUCGUACCUCGAUUUAGCGCCUUGCCUUUGGAACUACGACGGACGCUUAGUUAUAUCAGAUUCCAUAAACGAAUGUAAUAGCUAUUUCGUAAAAUCUUGCGAAAAUUGCUUCCUUGAUUCGGAUCACAAUACCUUAUAUUGCGAAUGGAAACGAACAACACACGUGUUACUAAGCGACUUUCUGGAUGCAUCAGCUGGGCAUCUAACUUGCUCUAAUGGAGCCUGGAUUGGUGCUCGUGCUCCUAAUAUGAAGGCUUGCACAAACACGACUAUGACCUUUAAUCAUAGGCGGAGUCUGUUUGGGAAACUAAGCACACUAUAAGAUUAUGCAAUGGAAUUACUAAUAUACU